AAGACGAGCCUAGUGUAGCUCAGUGGAGGAGGCAGUAGUAGUAGAUAUUGUAGAGAGUAAGUAAUAGUAGUUAUAUUAGACACCAAACAGGAGCUCUGGAUCCAGAACAUCCUCUCCAGUGUAUUGGAAGGCAGCCCAUGGUGAUGGCGUCGUCCCAGAUGAGGAAGCGGGGCGGCGGCCCGGAGAAGAGGGGUGGCCCAGAGCCGGUGCCAAGAAUGCAGCCUGCCAUGAUGAUGUUCUCCAGUAAGUACUGGUCCCGGCGGGGACUCUCUCUGGACUCGGCCAUGUUCGACCAGCAUAAACAGCACCAUACCGGGGGACAGAUGUCGCGCCGGCCCUCCUUCUGUCCGAUAGAUGAGAACCCGACCGACAAAGAGAUCAGGGAGAGCAGGGAGUCAGGGAAGACGGCUGUUGUUUUCUCUCUGAAGAACGAGGUGGGCUGCCUGGUCAAAGCCCUACGCCUUUUUCAGGAGAAGCAUGUGAACCUGGCUCACAUUGAGUCGCGGAUGUCCAAGCGCAUCGCUACAGAGGUGGAGAUCUACGCUGACUGCAGCUGCAGCAAGAAGGAGUUUAACGAGCUGCUGGAGCACCUCAAAGACCACGUCAACAUCAUCUCCUUCAACACACCCCAAAACCAGUGGUCUACAGAAGCAGAUGGGGAGGGAGUUCCUUGGUUCCCUCAGAAGAUCGCAGAGCUCGACCAGUGUUCUCACAGAGUGCUGAUGUACGGAUCAGAGCUUGAUGCAGAUCACCCAGGCUUCAAAGAUAACGUAUACCGCCAGAGGAGGAAGUACUUCGUGGAAAUGGCCAUGAAUUACAAAUAUGGCCAGCCUAUCCCCCACACUGAGUACACCCCAGAGGAGGUGAGGACCUGGGGCGUGGUGUACAGGGAGCUCACCAAGCUCUACCCCUCACACGCCUGCAGAGAGUACCUGAAGAACCUCCCCCUGCUCACGAAGCAUUGUGGGUAUCGGGAGGACAACAUCCCCCAACUCGAGGACGUGUCCCUGUUCUUGAAAGAGAGGUCUGGGUUCACAGUGAGGCCUGUGGCAGGAUACCUGUCUCCUCGGGACUUCCUGGCCGGUCUGGCUUACCGGGUGUUUAACUGCACUCAAUAUGUCCGCCACAGCACCGACCCCCUCUACACACCUGAACCGGACACGUGUCAUGAGCUGCUGGGUCAUGUUCCGCUCCUGGCCGACCCCAAGUUCGCCCAGUUCUCCCAGGAGAUAGGCCUGGCAUCUCUAGGGGCAUCUGACGAGGACGUACAGAAACUAGCCACAUGUUAUUUCUUCACCAUUGAGUUUGGCCUGUGCAAACAAGACGGCCAGCUGAGGGCCUAUGGUGCAGGCUUGCUGUCAUCUAUUGGAGAGCUGAAGCAUGCCCUGUCUGACAAAGCCUCAGUGAAGAUGUUUGACCCUGGGACCACCUGCUACCAGGAGUGCCUCAUCACAACUUUCCAGGAGGUCUACUUCGUCUCUGACAGCUUUGAAGAGGCCAAAGAGAAGAUGAGGGAGUUUGCUAAGACGAUCAAGAGGCCAUUCUCAGUGUACUACAACCCCUACACCCAGAGCAUAGACCUGCUGAAGGACACGAGGAGCAUCGAGAACGUGGUGCAGGACCUUCGCAGUGACCUCACCACCGUGUGUGACGCCCUGGGCAAGAUGAACACAUACCUGGGAAUAUAGCAGUUGCGUAUCUUGGUCAUGUACUUAUCUUGAAUAUAUAAUGUUGCUUAUCUUGUUGAAUAUAACAUCUUUGUGGAAAUGAAACAGACUUGACCUGUACAGCUCACAGAUAUCUCUUAAAAUAAAAAUAAAUAAAAUAGUAAAUGUUAUGCUUAAAACAUAAAUUAAAUGGUUGAAGUGAAAUGAAAAAGAAAUCAGAUUUAUUUUCCACUUAGAGCUUAUUGUAUAGAGCAGGGGUAUUCAACUCUUACCCUACGAGGUCCGGAGCCUGCUGGUUUUCUGUUAUACCUGAUAAUGAAUUGCA
This is a messenger RNA of Coregonus clupeaformis (lake whitefish), 1992 nucleotides long. It is a transcript of the gene tph2, whose product is annotated as tryptophan hydroxylase 2 (tryptophan 5-monooxygenase). The coding region runs from base 138 to 1688 and encodes 516 amino acids. The record is from RefSeq and is a predicted model, not a curated record. Gene Ontology annotation, cellular component: neuron projection. Gene Ontology annotation, molecular function: tryptophan 5-monooxygenase activity; iron ion binding. The transcript is spliced from 12 exons. NCBI's taxonomy places the organism in Eukaryota, Metazoa, Chordata, Actinopteri, Salmoniformes, Salmonidae. Gene Ontology annotation, biological process: serotonin biosynthetic process; aromatic amino acid metabolic process.